Molecule: messenger RNA, 639 nt
Organism: Esox lucius (northern pike)
Lineage: Eukaryota; Metazoa; Chordata; Actinopteri; Esociformes; Esocidae
Product: interferon alpha-7-like
Exons: 6
Coding region: 1-603 (200 amino acids)
Biological process (GO): defense response
Cellular component (GO): extracellular region
Molecular function (GO): cytokine receptor binding
Source: RefSeq, a predicted model, not a curated record
AUGGCAGCUCAUAACGUGACGUUUGUUGUACAUCUGCUGUUUGCACUUGCUCUUUACCGGGCUGUAUAUGGCACAUGCUGUGAUGAAACGUAUUAUAUUUUCAAAACUCGUCAGGUCGUCAAUGAUCUUGCCAUGGGGAGAAAACCGGUCUGUGUCCAAGAAGCGGCAAGGAUAAGGGUCCAUCGUCCAACGCUUUCAUUAGAGGUGGGGGAAAGGUUUUGGACACUGAGCCUCGUGUUUCACCUAGCCUGUGAGCUCUUCCAGCGAAACCUGACGCUUGUGAAAUGGAACGUAAACCAACUCCGGGAGCUGCAAGAACUUCUUGCUCGACAAAAUAGGACUUAUUCUGCAUGCGUCAAAGACAUUCGUUUGGGUCAAAGCCUGCCAAAUGAAACUAUCGUUAAGAAGUACUUCAAGCAGCUGGACGACUUUCUUUCACGUGAGACUUUCAGCUUGUGCGCUUGGGAGGUCGUAAGAUUUGAAAUGGGGAGAAUCCUGCGAGAUUUUCAUAAGAAAUCCAAUUCCAAGAAAACAAAAUACCCAUGUUUUUGCAACAAGAAGAGUUUAUUUACUUGCAGCAGGGAAUUGUCUAGAAAAAAUUAGAACGUGAUAGCAGCCAAGUCCUAUAUCACAGCUAUG